UGUAUCCGCACCAUGGAAAGCAAGGAGAUGGUUGAUAGUUUUAUCGAGACUGGUAAUCACCUUAACGACAAGCUGCGCCGCAUUCGCAAGCGUUGUGAGCGCCCCAUGCUUGGCUUUAGAAAUACUGGCAACAGCAAGCUCCGCACCAAGGCCGGUGUCAGAUUUGUUGACAGAUUGCUAGGGCGCGAGUACGAGCUGGGCAAUGCAGAGAUAUUAUGGCCUCUGUCCGCCUUUGGAACCUCAGAUGAGGUAGGUGAUAAAUGGGACAUGGGCCGGGCAAACGGCCUCUACCAAACUCGAUGGGAGGAGCAGAACCAACUCAGAAGAGCCCAACCCUGCCGCCCCUUCGCAACCUACGUGUUCAAGUACGACUCGGCACGGGAAAAUAACAUGGCUAUAGUUCGUAUAUAUACUAAAGCAAACCUAGAAGUUUGUCGCUUGGAGAGGCUGGUUGAAGUCUGCAAAUUGGUUGCGUCUUUGAGAUUUGAUGCUUUUUGGCGUUCUUUUGAGUAG
Messenger RNA from Pyricularia pennisetigena, 513 nucleotides. RefSeq lists its product as uncharacterized. The coding region runs from base 13 to 513 and encodes 166 amino acids. Lineage: Eukaryota; Fungi; Ascomycota; Sordariomycetes; Magnaporthales; Pyriculariaceae. The record is from RefSeq and is a predicted model, not a curated record. The transcript has 2 exons.